AUGGCGAACACGGUACUGAAAUCAGGCACCUUUGAAAUACUGGUCCGGCAACAGUGGUAUUUUGUUAAUGGCUCACUGAAAGAAGAAUGUUUGGUUCUGACACUCAACGAGAGCCCUGACCAAAACAGUAUUCUAAAUGGAUCAAUAGCAGACAUUCCUGAGGGUAUCAUAGGACAGAAACGUUGCGUCAAGGUAAUCAAAGAUGAACAAAAUGGUUUGGGUAUUAGCAUCAAAGGAGGAAGAGAAAACCGCAUGCCUAUCCUGAUCACCAAAAUUUAUAAGAACACAGCGGCUGACAAGACAGACCGACUUUAUGUUGGAGAUGCUAUUCUGUCAGUUAAUGGUGAGGAGUUGAGGGAUGCAACCCACGAAGAUGCAGUUCGAGCACUGAAGAAGGCUGGGAAAGUUGUUGAAUUGCAAGUGAAAUUCUUGAAAGAAGUGACACCUUACUUCAAAAAACUAUCACCUCUAAAUGACAUAGAAUGGGGUUCUCAAGAUUUGUCCAGAAAAGAAAGCGUGAAAGCAAAUGAUCUGACCUUCCCUGACUCUCAACGAAGAACGUUAGAGUUACACUCCCCUGACGGCAAAGGUUCUUGUGUUCUCCGCUUCCCUGACCCAGCAACUGCCGCAGACUGGGCCAGUGCCAUUCAUGCAAACAUGAUGGCUCUCACCAAACAGGCAAUUCAAGAGGCCAACAGAAUGCUCAGCUCUUCGGGAAACCAGCACGAUGUCAGGCACAUGGGGUGGCUGUCCAGACAGCUGACAGGUGACCAAACAACCCCAGUGUGGAAGCCUGUCUUCAUGGCCCUGCUGGACAAUGACAUUGUACUCUACAACUCUGCACCUUUGAGCAAAGAGGGCUGGGCCACACCUUCACAGUGCAUUGCUUUACUGGCAUCACGAUUUGUGCACUUUGGCAACAAGAACCGCUGUGUUGGUGCCGAUUACUUUACCUUUGGAAUUAGAUCAGGAACACAUAAUGGGGUGGAAGUCAACAUCUUCCGGGUAGAGAGCCUGCAUGAUUUAAAUGUGUGGUCAAGAGCUUUAAACCAAGGGUCACUUGAAACUGCUGUCUUGACGAAGCAAGUAUCUUAUUCUGUGACAUGGAAGAACAAGAAAGCUAAGCUAACCGUGCACUUUGACAAAGGGUUUAUACUCUGGGAGGACAGUGUGGCAGCAGAUGGACCUGGAGAAGUUCUGUGGGCACAUCCCUUUGAGGACCUCAUCUCAUCUUCUGAUGAUGGUCAGAGACUCUUGUGGCUGGAUUUUGUUGAUGUUGGUGAACAGGAACUGGAUUUCAGCAUGUGUCCCAAGCCUGUUGUCUUCACCAUACACACGUUCCUGUCUGCUAAAGUCAGUCGGAUGGGGCUUCUUCCCUGA
Molecule: messenger RNA, 1380 nt
Organism: Candidula unifasciata
Lineage: Eukaryota; Metazoa; Mollusca; Gastropoda; Stylommatophora; Geomitridae
Source: the annotation of a GenBank genome assembly